UUUCGAUUCUUUGUCAUGAAUGUCCUUGUCCUUGGCGGCACCGGGCCUCUCGGCCUUUGCAUUCUCAGCCAGCUCGUGGAGGCCAAGCACAAGCCCGACUUCCCAGUCAAGCUCAAUACGAUCACUGCAGUGGUACGCCCAGAAUCCAAGAAAAAGGUCAGCGACGACGUACUUGCUGGGUUGCGUUUGAUUGAAGGGAGCCUCUUGAACGACGCCACGAUGACCCAGGCACUAGAGAACCAAAACGUCAUCAUUGUGACCGUUGGCCACGGAUCUGUGUGCCACGAAAGCAUGGAAUUGCUUAAUGCUCGUGCUAACGUGUCCCCUGCUCACCGCAUUGUCGUCGUUACGUCGUUGGGCACGAAUGAGUCGUACGACGAAUGCAAUUUCUUUACCAAGACUCUUGUGAGCACUCUUCUUCGCACUGAAAUCGGCCACAAGAAAAUCCAGGAAGAUUUGUUGCGGUCGGGCCCGUAUAGCACGUCUGAGACGAAGGAUUACGUGUUGGUGCGUCCUGGUGGGCUCACCGAUUCCGAGACGACAGGCGUGUACACCGCCGCGGAGCGAGGCAUUGCCGGCGGACGCAUCACGCGCGGCAACGUUGCACAUUUUAUCGUGAACGAGCUCGUGCCAGGCAAGAAGGGAGACAAGUAUUCGAACAAAACCUUUCAGCUGGUUUAACCCGACAAAAUGAAAAGCUUUGACAGUGUCUCGACCGUCC
Molecule: messenger RNA, 721 nt
Organism: Aphanomyces invadans
Lineage: Eukaryota; Oomycota; Saprolegniomycetes; Saprolegniales; Verrucalvaceae
Exons: 1
Coding region: 16-681 (221 amino acids)
Source: RefSeq, a predicted model, not a curated record